Paramecium tetraurelia is the source of this 1065-nucleotide messenger RNA. RefSeq lists its product as uncharacterized. Gene Ontology annotation, molecular function: serine-type D-Ala-D-Ala carboxypeptidase activity. The transcript has 3 exons. Gene Ontology annotation, biological process: proteolysis. NCBI's taxonomy places the organism in Eukaryota, Ciliophora, Oligohymenophorea, Peniculida, Parameciidae. The record is from RefSeq and is a predicted model, not a curated record.
AUGUUCAAACCACCACUACCAAACUAAAGACUGUCAAGCAAGGCCUUAGAUUAACCAAUGAUCCAUGUUCGAAGCAUAGGAUCAAGCCAAAGCAACCGUCUAAACAGAACCUCCAGUGGUUCUCGUCAUAGACCAGCCUCUGGUUAGAGAUCCAUAAGUUUCUCAAAAACAGAUUUACACUCAAAAUAUGGAGUGCCAUUAGUGACAGCCCAGAAUUUUAUAGUAAUGAAUGGUAAUGAUGGACAAAAUUUGGCAGUAAUUCAAUUAAAUAAUUAAGAGAGCUUUAAUUCAAAAAAAAGAGUUUAAAUCGCAUCCCUUACAAAGUUAAUGACAUGUUACGUAGCCAUCUAGUUAAUUAGAGAUCUCAAGAUCAAUAUAUAUCAGAUAAUGUACGUUAGUUAUGAUGUAUAUAUUUUAACAUUUAAGGCUGUUUAAAUCUCGGGAACUUCAGCAUUUUUACGUGCCUAUGACAGAAUUACCUUAUAUGAUUUGCUUCAUGGAUUAAUGUUACCAUCUGGAAAUGAUGCCGCCAAUGUAAUUGCUGAAAAUCUAUCAUCCUUUGUCAAAGACCCAGUGUCCAAUAUCGCCUUAUAAUACAGAAUCUAACCUUUUAUUUCAUUGAUGAAUUAAUAUGCACUUCUCCUUGAUAUGAAUGAUACUUAAUUCUACAAUCCACAUGGUAAACCUACUUCAAUAUUCUCAGGACUAUCUAAUGAUCAAUCCUAUUCCUGUGCUGAAGAUUUGGCCACGCUAUGCAAAUAAAUUAUUAAUGAUCCUUUGCUAAUGGACAUAGUUAAUAAAAAAGAACAUUAAGCGACUAUUUAGAGAAAUAAUAAAUUGAUAAAAUUGACUUGGGAAAAUACGAACAAGAUGUUAGAAUUUGAAGGAUAUUGUGGAUUCAAAACUGGAUUUACUAAUAAGGCUGGUCCAUGUCUUGCCACUUUAUUUAAAAAAGAUUCCAUUUGCAUUAUAAUAAUUAUUUUGAAUUGCUUAUCAAAAGAAGUUCGAUGGGAUGAUACUAUAAAGUUGUCAAAUUGGGCUCAAAGAAAGUUAAAUUUAAAUUGA